Molecule: messenger RNA, 2630 nt
Organism: Coffea eugenioides
Lineage: Eukaryota; Viridiplantae; Streptophyta; Magnoliopsida; Gentianales; Rubiaceae
Product: G-type lectin S-receptor-like serine/threonine-protein kinase At4g27290
Exons: 7
Coding region: 101-2557 (818 amino acids)
Biological process (GO): recognition of pollen; protein phosphorylation
Molecular function (GO): ATP binding; protein serine/threonine kinase activity
Source: RefSeq, a predicted model, not a curated record
UCCAAAUCUUGCAAGUUUUGUUUUACCUUUUUUUUUAUUAUCAUUCCUGUCUUGUUCAACUCAAUAAACAUGAUCUAGAGCUCGGUGAUUGAGAUCAUGAAUGAUGGUCAUCCUAUUCAUCAUCUUCUCGAUCGCUUCACCCUUCUUCUGCCAAUUUUCUUCGGCAGUUGACUUCUUGGCACCAAAUCAAGUUCUAUUAGACAAUGGGGGGACACUAGCUUCAGCUGGCCGAAAAUUCGAGUUAGGCUUCUUUGGUCCGUCAAAUGUGAGCAAAAGAUACAUUGGAAUUUGGUUCAAGAACAUCCCAGAGCAAACAGUGGUAUGGGUUGCCAACAAGGACAAUCCGAUACCAAGCUCAUCAGGUAUCCUGUCAAUCACACCAUCUGGAAGCAUUGUCAUCAUCAACAACAGCACUAAUUCUAUCAUCUGGGCAUCGAAUACAUCCGCAACACUGGUCAGUAAUCCGACAUUGCAGCUGCUGGACAAUGGCAAUCUUGUUCUGAAAAAUGGUAGCGACUAUGGCAAAAAUUCAGGUACCUAUCUGUGGCAGAGCUUUGAUCAUCCGUGUGAUACUUUAAUUCCCGGAAUGAAGCUUGGAUGGAACUUCAGAACAAACCAGGAAUGGUACUUAACAUCCUGGAAAAGCUUGCAGGAUCCAUCCACAGGAGCCUAUACGUAUAGAGUUGAUCCUGGCGGACUUCCUCAAGUUGUUCUGAGCGAAGGAUCAGCCAUCCAAUACAGAAGCGGACCCUGGGAUGGUGUUCGCUUUGGGGGCGGUGACCUGGAAGAAAACACUGUCUUUAGACCAGAAUUCGUGUUUGAUGCAAAUAAUGAGUACUACACAUUUGAGAACACUAAUGAUUCAAUUGUUUCUAGAUUCGUACUGAACCAGUCAGGACUUAUUCAGCAUCUAACUUGGAGCAUCAGGCGAAACGAAUGGGUGGACAUAGCCACGGUGCAGAGCGAUGCUUGUGACCAGUAUGCCCUCUGUGGAAGUUAUGGCAUUUGCAACAUCAAUAACAGCCCUUAUUGUAGUUGUCCACCAGGGUUCACCCCAAAACUUCCUGCGGAUUGGCAAAGGAUGGACUGGUCAGGUGGAUGUGUACGAAAAAAUGCAUUGAAUUGCAGUGGACCAGAGGGAUUCAGAAGGUUUUCCAAGUUGAAGCUGCCUGAUACCGCGAAUUUUCUGGUAAACAAAAUAGCGAUUGAUCCAAUGCAGUGUGCAGCGGCUUGUUUGAGAAAUUGCUCUUGCACGGCUUAUGCUAAGAUUGAUGGUAGUGUAUGUGUGGUCUGGUUUGGUGAUCUGUUAGAUGUCAGGACUUACCAUUAUGGAGGACAGGACCUCUACAUUAGGAUGCCUGCUUCUGAACUAGGGUCUGACAGCAAAAGGGAGAUUUUGAUAAUAUCGGUGUCGGUGGCUUUAGGGACUCUUGUGUUGGUCCUCGGCGGGUGGUGUCUUUUACGUAAAUGGACCGCAAAGGGUGGUCAAGCUAAAGAACAAGAGACUGCAAGCCAGGAGAAUACCAAAAGAAUUGCAGAUGACGAGAUAGAGUUACCCUUAUUUGAUUUGAUCACCAUUUCAAAUGCUACUAAUCAAUUUUCAUUCGCAAAUAAGAUUGGAGAAGGUGGAUUUGGUCCUGUUUACCAGGGUAUCCUCUCAACAGGGCAACAAAUAGCAGUCAAGAAAGACUCAAAAGAUUCUGGACAAGGUAUUGAAGAGUUUAAAAAUGAAGUGAUCUUAAUUGCAAAGCUGCAGCAUCGAAACCUUGUCAGGCUGCUAGGGUGCUGCAUUCAUGGGGAUGAGAGAAUGUUAGUAUAUGAAUAUAUGCCCAACAGGAGUCUGGACUUAUUCAUCUUCAAUCAAGGAAGAGGAAAAGUACUUGAUUGGAGAAAACGCUUUGACAUAAUUGUUGGAAUUGCUCGGGGACUUCUAUACCUUCAUCGAGAUUCCAGGUUGAGAAUAAUUCAUAGGGAUUUGAAAGCAAGCAACAUUCUUCUCGACAGUGAAAUUAAUCCUAAAAUCUCUGACUUUGGCCUGGCACGAACAUUUGGUUGUGAACAUUACCAGGAUAACACCAAGAGAGUCAUGGGAACAUAUGGCUAUAUGGCUCCUGAGUAUGCAGUAGAUGGCCUGUUUUCAGUUAAAUCUGAUGUGUUCAGCUUUGGUGUCCUGGUUUUGGAGAUAGUUAGUGGUGAAAAGAACAGAGGAUUUUGCCAUCCUGAUCAUGACCUCAACCUUUUGGGACAUGCUUGGAGACUAUGGAAUGAAGGAAAUACUUCGAAACUAGUUGACCCAUUUAUGGAGGGGGCGGCUUCUACAUCUGAGGUGUUGAGGUGUAUCCAUGUUGGCCUCUUGUGCGUUCAACAGCGGCCUGAUGACAGACCUGCCAUGUCAACUGUUCUAUUACUUUUGGACAGUGAGAAUCCAACUCUUCCGCAACCUAAACAACCUGGUUUUUACAUUGAGAGAACUGUUAUUGACACAGAUUCUACAUCAAGUGGGAAAAUGCCGCAUAAUUCUACUGAUGUAACAGUAACAGUGUUACAUGGUCGAUAAGUUCUGGUUCAUAGCAUGUAUAUAUUUCUUUAAAAGAAUUUAAAGGGUGUGUAAAUGCAAUCAUUUGCGUACA